AUGUCGGCUGGUCCAAUUGUUGAGCGCAAUCAAGACGCGACUAUAUACGUUGGCGGUCUUGACGAAAAAGUCACAGAGAAUGUGUUGUGGGAGUUAAUGGUUCAAGCGGGCCCUGUAACAAGCGUGAACAUGCCUAAAGACAGGGUUACUGCAAACCACCAAGGUUUUGGGUUUGUCGAGUUUAUGGGCGAAGAAGAUGCUGAUUAUGCAAUCAAAAUCCUAAAUAUGAUAAAGCUUUACGGCAAGCCUAUCAAGGUGAAUAAGGCGAGUGCUCACGAGAAAAAUAUGGAUGUUGGAGCUAAUAUUUUUGUCGGAAACUUGGAUCCAGAGGUGGAUGAGAAGCUGUUGUACGAUACGUUCAGCGCCUUCGGUGUCAUCCUUCAAGUCCCAAAGAUCAUGCGAGAUCCGGAGACAGGUAACAGCAAGGGGUUCGCUUUUAUCAAUUUCGCAUCGUUCGAAGCUUCUGAUAUGGCUAUGGAAGCCAUGAACGGACAGUUUUUGUGUAAUCGAGCGAUUUCCGUUUCUUACGCAUUCAAAAAAGAUGCAAAGGGCGAACGGCACGGCACUGCUGCGGAACGAAUGUUAGCAGCACAGAACCCGUUGUUCCCAAAAGACCGGCCGAAUCAAAUGUUCUCGGACGCACCAGGACGACUGCCUUUCCCACCACCCAUUCCUGGAAUGCCGCCCGUAAUUCCGGGGAUGCCUGGUAUGCCACCCAUGCCGCCUCCGAUCGCAAUGAGUAUGGGAUUUCCACAUGCACUUCCUCCACCACCGCCCACAGCAACUCCUAUGCCUCCACCUCCACCACCACCGGUACCUCCUACGCCUGGCAUGACUCCGAGACCUCCGCCACCACCAAUAUCAUCUGGAGGUGGUCAAUGGAGUAUGCCUCCUCCGCCACCAACACAGACUCCAACAAUGCCUACUCCACCACCGCCACCUCCUUCUCGUGGAACCACUUACGUACCGCCACCGCCACCAGGCAGUAUGCCUCCUGCUCCUCCCGGUCCACCAGGACCACCUGCACCUCCAGGCCCACCCGGUCCUCCGCCAGGUGCUCCUCCUGGGAUGAUGCCACCUCCGCCGAGAUUCCCACCAGGAGUGCCUCCUCCACCACCUCGAUUCAACUCAGCCGCACCUACUGGAUCUGGGCAGUUUCCUCCGCCGCCACCUCCUUCAAGACCACCGGUUCUUCCUCCCCCGGGACAAGCUCCUCCAAUACCACCACCACCUCCUUCUUCCUGA
Molecule: messenger RNA, 1245 nt
Organism: Necator americanus (New World hookworm)
Lineage: Eukaryota; Metazoa; Nematoda; Chromadorea; Rhabditida; Ancylostomatidae
Exons: 10
Coding region: 1-1245 (414 amino acids)
Biological process (GO): positive regulation of mRNA splicing, via spliceosome
Cellular component (GO): U12-type spliceosomal complex; U2 snRNP; nucleolus
Molecular function (GO): RNA binding
Source: RefSeq, a predicted model, not a curated record